This is a messenger RNA of Periconia digitata, 1993 nucleotides long. NCBI's taxonomy places the organism in Eukaryota, Fungi, Ascomycota, Dothideomycetes, Pleosporales, Periconiaceae. The record is from the annotation of a GenBank genome assembly.
CCCGCCCCAUGCCAUCUUAUCUCAUCCCACACACCCACAUACUCACAUACUUACCCGCCACCGAGUCCGGGCAACGGUUCCAUCGAACAUCUCACCUGUAACUGUGCGACGCCGACCGCCGCGUACCGUACGUACGUACGAGCUGCCCGGCGGCGUCAGCGGCGGGGGUUCACCCAGCGAGGGGUAGUCAGCUACCGUGAGGGUGUGUUGAUGAGCGAGUGCAUGUCUGGGUAAGCUCUCGCACAUGGAUGCGAACGAGAUGAUGUGAUAUCACUUGUCGUCUCACCAAGCAAUAUCCCCAUCGCCUCUAUUUCGCCUGCUGUGCAUUUUCCGUACUUGGUAUCACUUCGGGUCUGGAGGACAAGCAGUAUUGGGCAAAGUUUACUCGUUUGAGCAAAUGCGAAUCACGUCAGCAACGCAACGGGGAUUGUGCCAAGAGGGAAAGCUCUCGUUCUUGAUGUGGAAUCACAUCCUGUUCAUCCUCUUGUUAAGUUUUGGGCAAGACGAUGCUGUUGAGGUGGGUUUAGUGAUGGCAAGACUGUUGUCUUUGCGCCGACCCAGAAAGGUAGACCCUGUGGAGAAGUUUAUCCACUGGACGCGUUGCUCGAGAAACAAUUCGUCGAAUGGACAUGUACGGUCUGAUUCUCACAUUCCCAUUUGCAUAUCCAUCAACCGUCAAUGCAUGUAUGCAAAUCCUAUCCACCUCCGAAGUUCGCAACAAUCCUCGUGUUUUUCCAAGUAAAGUUUUGGAAUAUCUUGCAUGCCUCUUUUGGUAAUAUGCGAAAGUGGCUUCUGAGUUGCGUCCGAAUAUCGCAGACAUUCCCUAUCAUUCAUUUCCCAACAUCUGCACGCAUCCCCUGUUCCGGCGGUGAACUAGAGUGCAAACAAAUCGCACAUCCUGCCGCAUCCCCUUCGUACAUCGCAGCUAUCCGAACCUCGCAGCCUGCAGUACAUGCUUAGGCGACCUGCAAGCCACAUACAUGUACCCGUCUACACACCACCUCACUUUUUUUCGCAGGACAACAAACACGAUAACAUCCCUACGUCAAGAGGAAGCAAAGAUGAGUAAAUGCUGCUGUUCCCACAGUCAUCUGUGACGUGGACACGUAUAUCCAUGAACGGUCGGCGCGCGUGCGUGCAAGGUGUCCGUCACGAAUAAACAUACAUUUGAUGUAAAUUCAGAGUCAUCCAUCCGAAAUAAACCUAUGCGCUGUCCUCCGAACGGGCCUGCAAACCGCGGAAGAGAGUGAUGCGACAAUGUUCAUCGAUGGGCGGUUUGCAGAUCCGUCCCCAAAGCACGAUACUGGGUGACUAUGGCAGGUGGCUGUUGUCUUUGAUGUGCUGGCGCUGCCAAAAAACCACGGUACUGUACGCCUUAUCCUUUGACCCCUCGUGGUUACAUGUCGUGCUGUGCGUGUGCGGGUGUGGAAGCCGCCACCCACGUAACAGGACACAACAACUCACACCACAUGCGUAUCUGUAUACGAGAACAUUCGUGGUUGGGGCGGUUGCCUCUGAAGUCAGUGUACUCUGUAUCAUUCACGGAUGCCGAUCAUUUUCCCAUGUAUACUUGCUUUCCUUCGGAUGUAGGUAUGCUUGCAUCAUCACGGGUCUGUAUACUUUUAGCGGUACGAAGUCAAUGUAACGUCAAGACAUCGUCGCCACAUCACUUGGAAAUCCCCACUCGGGUUCAAACACCCAUAUCUUUGCAAGAAGCCAAGAAGAGGAGAACAGUGAGUCACGAGUCUUGAAAGCCACAUGUAUCCAUGCCAUCAUGCAUUCAAAAGUGUGAAGCUGUGGGUAUCUGUUGAUAUCGCUGUACUAUGCCGAGCUGCGCGCGGCAUUGUUGAGGGCCAUUAGGCAUCGCAGAAACCAACAAGCCUCCACUCCGCUCAAACAAGACCAGGCAGCAAAAAAACAAGAACGCUCGGCCACAUACGGCAGAAGUGUAUGUAGACUUCAUUUACCUGGCAUAAUAUACCCACCCCACGCC